This is a messenger RNA of Acyrthosiphon pisum (pea aphid), 1793 nucleotides long. RefSeq names its product transcription factor LBX1. Gene Ontology annotation, cellular component: nucleus. The record is from RefSeq and is a predicted model, not a curated record. The transcript is spliced from 3 exons. Gene Ontology annotation, molecular function: DNA-binding transcription factor activity, RNA polymerase II-specific; RNA polymerase II cis-regulatory region sequence-specific DNA binding. The coding region runs from base 538 to 1698 and encodes 386 amino acids. Gene Ontology annotation, biological process: regulation of transcription by RNA polymerase II; cell differentiation. NCBI's taxonomy places the organism in Eukaryota, Metazoa, Arthropoda, Insecta, Hemiptera, Aphididae.
UGUUAAACUCGCAUUACAGUCACGUUUAUAGUCAUCAGCCGACCGUUCGUACGGACGUUAUACACGCGCGCGCGUCCUCGUCUUCGCCGUCGUCGUCGUAAUAAUAAUAAUAAUAAUAACAGUGUAAUAUUAUUCUCUCUCACUCUGCACCGCGUUGGAGCGUUCGCGUGUUUUAUCGUCGUGCCUAUACGGUUUUUUUUUUCACCAUCAAUUAUUUUUCUACCAUCUCAAACCGCGCAGCGUGUGUCCAGACGUCUCUAUCGCUGCACAAAAUUUUUUUUCGGCCUAUAUAGUGUCACGAUAAUUCCGAGUGUUGCUUUGCCUCCUCGUCUUCGUUUCCCGACACAGAAUACGAAAAUAUAAUAUUAUAAUAUCGUACAGUGUUUGCCCAUCGUCGUCGUACGAGCCGUGCGCUAAGGGUGGUUUCGCGUCGUCCGCGGGCGCGCGCGAGUGUGUGUCGCGCGCGUGAGAUGCGUCGUCGUCAUCCGUCGUCGUCCGUUGUCGUUAUUCGCACCGGUGUGACGCGAUCCGUGUGAGAUGUUGAUGAUGAUGGACUGCAGCAACAGGAAGCCGCCGGCGGACCUGUCAUCAUCCGGCGUGGUCGUAGCGGCUGUGUCGUCGCCGGAGCUGGCGGUUUCUGGCACGUGGCACCCCCACGUGUACGGCAACCCCCCCAGGACGCCAACUGCCCACAACGUGGCUGAUAUACUCGGAUGGACCAAGGCAGGCCCCGAUGAACAGCCCCUAAACCUGUCGACGGCCAAGCGGCCAAACGGCACCGUGCUGGACUUGACCAAGAUCAAACGCAAAGCAGACGUAAUACCCACGACUGCAGUGUUGCUGAACAACAACAACAACCACAACAUCAACAACAACGGCAGUCAUCUCCUACAACAGCAUCACCAUCAACAGCACCUUAAUCAUUAUCACCAUCAGCAGCAGCAGCAUCAUCACCUUCAGUCGUUGCCGACUACCACGCACAAUAAUGUCAUGACGGCCGCGGCGACCGUGGCCACGGCAACGACAAUGGUAGCGGCCACGGCCACGGUCACGGCGACGGUCGCUCCGCCACCGGUGCGGAAGAAGUCGCGGAAGGAUGUGCCGCCGUCGUCGUCGCCGGGUCUGCUGGUGAGCUCUUCUUCCGGUUCGCCGGCCGGUCAGCAGGCCGGGGAGAGCGACGGCGGACACUCGUCCGACGGUUGCGGUGACCGGAAGCGGAAGAAGGCUCGGACCACGUUCACCGGUCGGCAGAUAUUCGAGCUGGAGAGGCAGUUCGAGCUGAAAAAGUACCUCUCGUCGUCCGAGCGAUCCGAAAUGGCGAAAAUGUUGGGCGUCACCGAGACACAGGUGAAGAUCUGGUUCCAGAACAGACGGACAAAGUGGAAGAAACACGACACCGUGACGACGACGGAAUCCACGGACCCGACCACGGCUGCGGCGUCGGCGGGACUCGGAGGCGGCGGCGGGCUGGCCAAGUGCUCGCCGAAGGCUGCGGCCAGCGUCAAGUUUCUCAGCGAGGGUGAUGACCACUCGUCAUUGGAAGACUCGGAAAGCUGCUACAGCAGCGUGGACGCGGCCGAGUCCAAGGUGGUCACGGCCAGGACGCCCGAGUCGUUGCCGCCCACGUCGCCGACCACAGACAACGAGACAGCGGCCACGGCCACUACGACGACCGCCAUGGCUAGGGCGCCCAGUUAGAGGGAAAACCCCAAUGCGUUUUUCUUAAAAUACUAUAAAAUAUGAUAAUGAUCAAAUAAACGAACGGACGAUCGCUGUUGGAUAUUAUUAUAUUA